AUGUUUACUGGUAUUGUAGAGCAGAUUGGUACUGUUUUAGAGUACCACAACUACGACGACUCUGAAAGUGGUGGGAAAGGUGUCUCUGUGACAAUCACCGAUGCUAGUCAAGUCCUAGGGGACUGUCAUAUUGGAGAUUCAAUCGCUAUCAAUGGUAUUUGCCUUACCGUGACUGAAUUCAACGAAAACACCUUCAAAGUUGGCAUAUCACCAGAGACUAUCAAGAGAACUAACGUUGCGUCAUGGACUAAAGGCUCGAAAGUCAACUUGGAAAGAGCUGUUUCACAGGAUGUUAGAUUUGGUGGACACUAUGUUCAAGGCCAUGUUGACACUGUGGCCACAAUUGUCUCCAAAGAGCCAGAAGGAAAUUCGAUCAUUUUUGGAUUCAAAUUACGAGACUCCGAAUAUAACAAGUUUAUUGUGGAGAAGGGCUUCAUCUGUAUAGAUGGUACUUCUCUAACAAUCAUCAAGGUUGACCACAAUGAAGCGUUCUUUAUUAGUAUGAUCAAGCACACACAGGAAAACGUUGUGAUGCCAUUGAAGAGUAUCGGUGAUGAGGUGAACAUCGAAGUGGACUUGACUGGUAAAAUUAUUGAAAAGCAAGUCACUCUAGCCCUAGAGAACCAGAUAGAAUUGAAGAGCAGUCCUUUUACCCAAAUGAUCGAGAGGAUUGUUGAAGAGAAAGUUGAGAAUUACAUGAAAAAUCAAAAAUAA
Molecule: messenger RNA, 714 nt
Organism: Torulaspora delbrueckii
Lineage: Eukaryota; Fungi; Ascomycota; Saccharomycetes; Saccharomycetales; Saccharomycetaceae
Gene: RIB5
Product: riboflavin synthase
Exons: 1
Coding region: 1-714 (237 amino acids)
Biological process (GO): riboflavin biosynthetic process
Molecular function (GO): riboflavin synthase activity
Source: RefSeq, a predicted model, not a curated record